GUCCGUUAUGUUCAUGUACUACGAUGCGUGUCCAUCUAUGCGAGACAGUGUUUGCGCGUACUCUCAAGUAAGUACGUGCAAGCGAAUAUACGAUACACAUACACUGAGAUGCGCGGGCGUGUACACUAUCAUGGCUGAUUUUUUUCCUUCGAAACGAAGAGCGAGUGAUCCAUACAUGGUAACAGUGAGAAGACUGGCUUACGCGUUGCAACGCGUAAUCCACCCUACCUGCUCUCCUGUCGCCAUUCGUUCGCCUUUCAUCUGCAAUAUUCGGAUGGGUGUGUACUACACCGGUGAGUCACGUAUCGACUUUUCUCCCAGCCAACUUCGGGUAACCAGGGUGGGUUUAAGGCACACCCAUCAUCAGUUAAGGAAGCUGGAGCGCAGAAUCAUUAGAGCAGUUGGCAACGUUGCCGACACUGGCUGGUGAAAAGGUGGCGGGGCUCGAGUAUCGUCCAAUCAGAAACGUUGUUUGAACCUCUCUGCCUCGCUCCCCGUAAUCCUGUAGAAGCUUGAAAAUCUGUAACGGACGCCGCUACCGAGGCAUAUUCGUUUCUGGGCUCUCGUCACGAGUUAUCGUGUAUCUCGUCGCUAGUUCAAUUGUUACAAGAAGCUUCGAAGAAGUCCAAAAACCUACCAAGCAACAUGAGGGAAAUCGUCCACAUUCAAGCCGGCCAGUGCGGUAACCAAAUUGGCGCAAAGUUUUGGGAAAUCAUCAGUGACGAGCAUGGCAUCGACCCAACUGGUACUUAUCACGGUGACUCCGAUCUCCAAUUGGAGAGAAUCAACGUGUACUACAAUGAAGCGUCCGGUGGAAAAUACGUGCCACGUGCCAUACUCGUCGAUUUGGAGCCAGGCACGAUGGACUCCGUUCGCUCGGGACCUUUCGGACAGAUAUUCAGACCAGACAACUUUGUAUUCGGACAGUCCGGAGCCGGUAACAACUGGGCGAAAGGUCAUUAUACCGAGGGAGCUGAACUGGUAGACUCUGUUCUCGAUGUAGUUAGGAAAGAAGCCGAAAGCUGCGAUUGCUUACAAGGUUUCCAACUGACUCACUCUUUGGGCGGUGGUACCGGAUCCGGUAUGGGAACACUGCUCAUCUCGAAAAUUCGCGAAGAAUAUCCCGAUAGAAUCAUGAACACAUACUCUGUUGUACCGUCUCCGAAAGUAUCAGAUACUGUCGUAGAACCGUAUAACGCAACGCUUUCUGUACAUCAGUUGGUAGAAAACACAGAUGAAACUUACUGUAUCGACAAUGAGGCCCUUUACGAUAUUUGCUUCCGUACUCUGAAAUUAUCUACACCCACCUAUGGUGAUCUGAACCAUCUCGUCUCCCUUACGAUGUCUGGCGUCACCACUUGUUUGAGGUUCCCUGGCCAGUUGAAUGCCGAUCUGAGAAAACUCGCCGUGAACAUGGUACCAUUCCCGCGUCUCCAUUUCUUCAUGCCAGGUUUCGCACCACUUACCUCCCGUGGCAGCCAACAGUACAGAGCUCUUUCUGUGCCCGAACUCACUCAACAGAUGUUCGAUGCAAAGAAUAUGAUGGCAGCAUGCGAUCCAAGACAUGGAAGAUACCUCACAGUAGCAGCGAUUUUCCGUGGCAGAAUGUCGAUGAAGGAAGUCGACGAGCAAAUGCUCAACAUUCAAAACAAGAACAGCUCCUACUUUGUCGAGUGGAUCCCGAACAACGUGAAAACGGCCGUCUGCGACAUCCCACCUCGUGGCUUGAAGAUGUCCGCCACCUUUAUCGGCAAUUCGACAGCUAUCCAGGAGUUAUUCAAGCGAAUCUCCGAGCAGUUCACCGCCAUGUUCAGGAGAAAAGCUUUCCUUCAUUGGUAUACUGGAGAGGGUAUGGACGAGAUGGAAUUCACCGAAGCCGAGUCGAACAUGAACGAUCUGGUCUCGGAAUAUCAGCAGUACCAAGAAGCCACUGCCGACGAGGAUGCAGAAUUCGACGAGGAACAGGAAGCAGAGGUCGAUGAAAAUUAAACAUCGACUCUACUUUAUUCCACAUACUGUCUGUACUCUAUCAUUCAUCCCUCCAUCAUUGUCCUUCGCUCUCCUACUGCUUUUUAACUGCGUUUAUUUCUGUUUCUUCCUAUUCUGUCUCUCCCUUUUUAAUUUCUUUUUUACUGAUGUCUGUUCAGGCGCGCUUUUUUCAUCAAUAUCACCACAAACAUAGACACAUACACUCGCAUUCUUCGGAUAAUUUGAUUAGGAAAUCGUUUUUGUCAAUCUUUUUUUCCAUAUUCGGUUAUUUGAAUUAUAUAGUUUGCGAGGCGCGUCUUUGUAUUCAGUGUAUAACCGCUUAUGCGGACAGCAUCAUCUUUGAAUAAAUUAUUACCAUAUAAAUGUACGGUUUUAUAAGAAUCCCUUAUUGUUGUCGCACUAUUCUAUACUACUAUCAUGUUCAGUGAUUCAUUUUUUAUAUUUAUGAAACUACAAUGUAGCAUAUUUGUAUUUAUAUUUGUUCUCUCAUCUAUGGACUUUUAUACUAUGAUAAAGAUCUGAAUAAAGUAGAUCAUUCAUCAGAGUACUAAGAGAGGUAUCAUGAUUAAAUAUCCAAUUUAUUCGAUAUUAUAAUAUAUAUGCAAAGUUCAAUUGAGCUUUGGAGCAUGUUUAAUUUGAAAAAGAUAGAGUUUUAUGUGUAUUGAAGAUAGAGUUUUAAUUGUAUUGAAAUUUUAUCGAAAAAUAGAAAUUUGUUUCGAGAUAUAAUUUUGCACAAGUUCUUUUACAUUGUUCUUUUACAUUUGAAAUAUUUUAAUUCACAUUGGAUGGAUUAAUAACUAUGUUUAUCUUAAAUAUCUUUAUUUUUGAAGAUAUAAAACAUUUUUUUUAAGCAAAAUUUAUUCAGUAGGAGUAUGGCAAAUUCGUAACAAUUUUGGUUACGGAGAUAGUCGAGGUUAUCUCCGAUUUUUUGAAAUAUUUUUGUUCCAUUAAUCGA
This is a messenger RNA of Heterotrigona itama, 2944 nucleotides long. Lineage: Eukaryota; Metazoa; Arthropoda; Insecta; Hymenoptera; Apidae. The record is from the annotation of a GenBank genome assembly.